Molecule: messenger RNA, 2005 nt
Organism: Ricinus communis (castor bean)
Lineage: Eukaryota; Viridiplantae; Streptophyta; Magnoliopsida; Malpighiales; Euphorbiaceae
Product: U-box domain-containing protein 9
Exons: 2
Coding region: 240-1610 (456 amino acids)
Biological process (GO): protein ubiquitination
Cellular component (GO): cytoplasm; nucleus
Molecular function (GO): protein binding; ubiquitin-protein transferase activity
Source: RefSeq, a predicted model, not a curated record
AGCAGAAAUAAAUAUAAAUAUUACAUGUACAAAAUCAAGAAAAUCAAGAAAGGAGAGAGGGAGAGAGAGAGAGAAUGAAACAGAGCACUACUCUCUUUCUCAUUCUCAUUCUCUGUUUCACCAUUCUCGGCCACCGCAACUCCAACUUCAACUUCAAACAUUGAUAAAACGCAGAACCCAUUUUGUCGUUCUUUUUCUCUCUUUUGUCCCUUCCAUUUCUCUCGCUACUUUUCUAUUCCAUGGCCAAGACCGGUGUCUUUGAUUCUGAUCCUGUUGUCAUGUCAAAAGCAACAGAAUUAAAGAAAGAACUGCAAAAGUUUGUUAAAUCCAUUGUUGAUGAUGAUGAUUACCGUAUAGAAACAAUUGAUCAAGCUAAAGAAACGCUAUGUGCUUUAAGAGAUUUAAAGAUAAAGAAGAGAUCUUUAUCUCUUAAGUUGAGAGAAACCGUGUCGUGUCCUGAUGAGUUUAAGUGUCCUUUAUCUAAAGAAUUGAUGAAAGAUCCUGUUAUUUUGGCUACUGGGCAGACUUAUGAUAGACCCUUUAUUCAGAAAUGGCUAAGAGCUGGUAAUCGGACAUGCCCUCUCACUCAGCAAGUCCUGUCACACACUGUUCUUACUCCGAAUCACUUGAUCAGGGAAAUGAUAUCACAAUGGUGCAAGAAUCAGGGGCUAGAGUUGCCGGACCCUGUUCGCCAAGGUAAUGGAGAAGGAAUAACAGAAGCUGAACGUGAUCAAUUUUUAUCUUUGGUUGGAAAGAUGUCCUCGGAACUUCCUGAACAAAGAGCAGCUGCAAAGGAGCUCCGGAGGUUGACAAAGAGGAUGCCCUCAUUUCGGGCACUAUUUGGUGAGUCUGUUGAUGCCAUUCCACAAUUGCUCAAUCCACUAUUGGCAAGCAAGUCUGCAAGUGAGGUUCAAGCUGAUCUUCAAGAAGAUGUGAUCACAACCCUCUUAAAUCUUUCGAUCCAUGACAACAACAAGAAGCUUGUGGCUGAGACCCCUGCAGUCAUUCCUCUUCUUAUAGAAGCAUUGAGGUCAGGAACCAUCGAUACAAGGACUAAUGCAGCUGCAGCCCUUUUCACGUUAUCUGCUCUUGAUUCUAACAAGUCACUUAUUGGGAAAUCAGGUGCCUUGAAACCACUUAUAGACCUUCUAGAAGAGGGACAUCCUUUAGCCAUGAAAGAUGUUGCUUCUGCAAUUUUUACCCUAUGUUUUGUCCAUGAAAAUAAGGCGAGAGCCGUGAGGGAUGGUGCAGUGAGGGUGCUUCUGAAGAAGAUUAUGGAUGGUAUGCUUGUCGACGAGUUAUUGGCUAUGCUUGCAAUUCUUUCUAGUCAUCACAAGGCUAUUGAAGAAAUGGGAGAGCUUGGAGCUGUUCCUUGUUUGCUUCGCAUUAUCAGGGAGAACAGUUGCGAACGCAACAAGGAAAAUUGCAUUGCCAUUCUUCACACAAUCUGUUCCAAUGACCGAACCAAGUGGAAGACAGUAAGGGAAGAGGAGAAUGCGUAUGGUACAAUCUCUAAACUAGCUCGAGAGGGCACUUCAAGGGCCAAGAGGAAAGCUAAUGGGAUUCUUGAGAAACUGAAUAGGAUUGUUAAUCUCACGCAUACAGCAUGAUAAAAUCAGUUAUGCCACCCCAAUCAAGUUCAGGGAAAUGUAAAUUCUACAUCCCUUUCCAGCAUUACAAGUUGCAGCAUUGCAUCUCUGCCAUUCUCCACCGCCUUCCUCUCUGUAAAUUCUCUUCCACCAAAAUUUCUAUAUUCAGGUUUAUGAGUUAGCCGUUGUGAAUAAACGUGCCAUAAGCUUUGCGAUAAAUUUUUGUCUUUCGUUUUGUGCCAUGGUCCCUUCACGUACCCUCUACAGAUGUUUUGUAUCUUGCCAGUAUGAUCAGUUUUGGCUUCUUCCCAGUUUGCUAGCAUCAUUUCCUGGUGUCCCCCUCACAAGGUAUUAUAACUUGUAAAAGAUUUUUCUACCUAAAUUUGUGCAUAAAUCCAGCUUUUGCUUGCAUUUUA